CUUGCUGGUUGAACUGUGUAGUAGAGAGCAGUACAGCAGAACAGAGCCAAGGCAAGUGCAUCCAUUCAACACAGCAAGCAAACAGACCGGACUUAGUCAUCGGGUCAGUUAAUGACGGUAUUGAAAGGGUAGGGCAAGGUUCUACAAACGUAUCAAGAUUGGGAGAUGGACAAUGCAACACGCUCUAAAAAUUAAUUUUAUAAAAGCUAUACGUCCUUUAAACAACACAUCAAUGGUGCAGAGCGCUGCGGAAGGUAGCUAACGCUAGCUAUCUUUUUAGCCUAAGUUUCCUGGAUAGACCAGCCCCCGGAGAACAUUUCGACAUUUAGCUAGCAACUUAUCAUGCUAGCAAGAAAACAUCAAGUAUACAUUUCUUAAUGAAACCGGGUCACAAGCUUCCAGAAAACUGGUGUGUUUGCGCAUUACUGCCGUGGAGCUCAGACUGCAACCAUUUCAAACCGACCAACAUAGGGUAGUUGAAGUUGAAGGCUGCCUGUUGGUUGAGGAGUUUUGGCCCACCCUGCUGACUAAACGUCCCUCCGAUGAACCCCAUCAACUCUAUGAAACCUGGCCUGCCUCCUAAUCCACACAGUGACGGCUCCUACCCUUAUGACCCCACCUCCUGGCAGCAAGGCUCCAAUCAGCCGGCAGGCUCCUUGUCUGUGGUGACCACUGUGUGGGGGGUGACCAAUCCUUCGCCCAGCCAGGGCCUGGGCGGGAACCCAAUGGGACCCGGUGGGAACUCGGGCGGGGGCCACAUGAUGCCCGGCAACAGCCCCGGGAUGGGCCAGCAGUUCAUGGGUCAACAGGGCUACCCGGAACCCAACAAGGGAUACAUGCAGCAGAAUAUGUACGGGAGGGGCAACGGGGGAUAUCCGGCUGGGCCCGGCUACGGGGCCAGUUACCCCAAUAAUGGAGGGGGGUCUAUGGGCAUGCCUCCUCAUGGUGUGCGCCCUCAAACCGACUUCACCCAGGCUGCGGCGGCAGCAGCAGUGGCGGCAGCGGCUGCCACUGCAACAGCCACCGCUACGGCUACAGUUGCCGCCAUACAAGAGAAACAGAAUCAAGAGAUGAACUAUGGCCAGAUGGGAGGCGCACCGGGCUACAACAGCCAGUUUAUGCAACACCCGGGUCCGAGAGGUCCCCCUGGCAUGUCUCCGGCCGGGAUGGGACCCACUCGUCCACCAUCCAUGGGACAAAUGUACGGGGCCCCUCAGGGACAGAGGCUUCCCCAGCACCCAGGCUACCCCGGGGCUCAGCAGGGCCACCCUCGACCGCAGCAGGGACUCAAACGGCCAUACAGCGAGGGUUUUCAGUAUGGUCCAGGCAUGGCUGGCCCUGGGCAGCCCAUGCAGUACCAUGGGGGCCCGGGGCCCCAGCGCUCUGCCACCUCCCCUUCUUACCAAGGCCACAAGAUGCCCAUGCAACAAGGCAACAUGAGCCAGUACCCCUUAGGGCCGGUGAACCCGGGACAGUACUACAAGCCGGAACCCUUCAACGGUCAAGGCAACCCUCUGAACGCGAUAGCGGGUGGAGGUGCUGGCGGAACUUACAACACCUUCAACCAGGUUGCAGGCAGCGGGCCGGGCAGGGCAAUGCCUGGCUACCCGAGCUCUCCCCUUCCUGGAAACCCCACCCCUCCCAUAACUCCAGGCUCAGCAGUGCCGCCCUACAUGUCCCCAGGCCACGACGUCAAGCCCUCCUUCCUGCCUGACGUCAAGCCAAACAUGAGCUCCCUUCCACCACCCCCCCCUACAGGUAACCCCAGUGACGACCUGCGACUGACAUUCCCUGUGCGAGAUGGCGUGGUGCUGGAGCCCUUCCGCCUGGAGCACAAUCUGGCCGUCAGCAACCACGUCUUCCAGCUCCGCGACUCAGUCUACAAGACCCUCAUGAUAAGGCCGGACCUGGAGCUCCAGUUUAAGUGCUACCACCACGAGGACCGUCAGAUGAACACCAACUGGCCGGCGUCAGUGCAGGUGAGCGUCAAUGCAACGCCCCUCACCAUCCAGCGCGGCGACAACAAGACGUCCCACAAACCCCUAUACCUGAAACAAGUGUGUCAGCCCGGGAGGAACACCAUCCAGAUCACAGUCACGGCCUGCUGCUGCUCUCACCUGUUUGUGCUGCAGCUGGUCCACAGGCCGUCGGUGCGCUCAGUGCUGCAGGGCUUGAUGAAGAAGAGGCUUCUACCAGCGGAGCACUGCGUCACCAAGAUCAAGAGGAACUUCAGCAGCGGCACCAUCCCAGGGACGCCGGGGCUGAACGGGGAGGACGGCGUGGAGCAGACAGCCAUCCGGGUUUCCUUGAAGUGCCCCAUCACCUUCCGGCGCAUCCAGCUGCCAGCACGGGGCCAUGACUGCAGACACAUACAGUGCUUCGACCUGGAGUCCUACCUGCAGCUGAACUGUGAGCGAGGAACCUGGCGCUGUCCUGUGUGCAAUAAGACGGCUCUGCUGGAGGGCCUUGAAGUGGACCAGUACAUGCUGGGGAUUCUCGUCUACAUUCACAACAGCUCAGAGUACGAAGAGAUUUCUAUCGACCCGGUGUGCAGCUGGAAGCCCGUUCCCAUCAAACCCGACCUUCACAUCAAAGAAGAGCCAGACGGGCCGGCGCUGAAGCGGUGUCGCACGCUGAGCCCCAGUCACAUGAUCCUGCCUAGUGUCAUGGAGAUGAUCGCCUCCCUGGGGCCAGCCUCGUCACCAUACCACUCCAUGCCAGCAGGGGGAAACGGCAAUACUCCAGACUACCCCAGCCAAGGAUCUGGAUACCCUAACCAGCCUGGCUUUUCAGACUUCCCAAAUGGCCCCGGCACCCCUAAUGUUGGGGAAUUCUCCUCAGGACCACCCCCCCUCUCCUACCAGGCAGACCUGCCAAGUGGACUCCUUACUCCAGACAAACCCAUGGGACACCCUAUGUCAUCCCAGAUUCCCCAUUCUGGUCGUAUGGAAUCCUCCCACAACUCUCUCCAGCAGCAACAGCACCAUCCAGGCCUCCACGGCAACACGCACCUCGGAGGACCAGGGGCGCCGAUGAUGCAGCCUCGCAAUCCUUCCCAAAAUCCCAGACUACACACAGAAAACUCCUUUGGGUUAGGGGGUCCCGCCGGCUCAGAAGUACCAGAGCCUUCCUUGGAUUUACUUCCUGAAUUGACAAAUCCUGAUGAGCUGCUGUCCUACCUUGGCCCCCCUGAUUUACCGAACAACAGCAAUGAUGACCUUCUCUCUCUCUUUGAGAACAACUGAGUCCCGGUGUUUCUCUCCUCUCCACAGUCCUCCUCACUGUUCCCUGCAACACAAACUACAAAACGAAGAUUCCCACUGACAAUAUGGGUAUAAAAAAAGACUUGAUGUAAUAUAAGAACUGCCCUUGAGACAAAAGUGGCACGUCAGUGGCGAUGAUGUCAAGAAGACUUUUGAAUAUGAGAAAAAUCCUUGUUUUAUGUCCUUUGUCUGACUAUGAACUAUGGUAACAUAUUUUAUUGUUUUAUAUCUGUAAACUAUUGUCGCAUCCAGUCCCUCGUUACUACCUUUCUUGCCCAAUGAUCUAAUUUUACUUCAAUGCCUUCCUCAUUAGAAUCACAUUCAUUGUAUGUCAUUUGGAAGGUUUUAUCAGUGUAUGUACAUUUUCUUAGAGUCAACACAGUUGUGAAGCAAACUUAUGUCCAACUGAAUUUGGUGAAUUUGAAAUGUCCAUUACAGUAUGGUUAAAUAAAAUGUUUAUUUAAUAAAUGGAAGAUGAAAAAACUGAGGAUUCCCUGUGUCAAAGAAAACAGGGAAAAUUUGGAUUUUCACCGCCUUUUACUGUGAUUUAUGAAUGCACAUUAUACAGUGUCAAAAGAGCAAAGUAAUUUCCACAUUUAGAGAAACAUUCCAAGCUAUAACCAUUUAGCACACUGACACACAAACAUUUACUCAGUCUUUUUUCUAUUCUAAAUUAACUGAUUUCUAUUCAAAUGGUUGACAUUAUAUUCUUUACAAUGGUCAACAACCUGAAAGGCAAAUGGAAUAAAUGGCAAUCUUUA
Esox lucius (northern pike) is the source of this 4024-nucleotide messenger RNA. Its product is annotated as zinc finger MIZ domain-containing protein 2. Lineage: Eukaryota; Metazoa; Chordata; Actinopteri; Esociformes; Esocidae. Bases 543 to 3245 code for a protein of 900 amino acids. The record is from RefSeq and is a predicted model, not a curated record. The transcript has 19 exons. Gene Ontology annotation, molecular function: SUMO ligase activity; zinc ion binding. Gene Ontology annotation, biological process: regulation of transcription by RNA polymerase II; protein sumoylation.